UUCGUGAUUUCAAACGACUUCUAAUUUUGAAUUCUAUAUACAUCCACACAAAGAACGAAGUAAAGUAUCUUAACAGAAAAAGAUAUUCUAAUUUUAUUUACGUUUUAUUUAUUAUGUGAUAUUAGAAUUAUCUCGUAAAUUAUUUCACUCUGUUAAAUCAUAAGAACAUUCAUAAAUAGACACAUACGUCAAAAUGAAUGAGGGAAACGUGUUACACAUAGAGAUAUGUCAAAAUGCCACCAGCACUUUAUCGGGAGAAGUAAUUAAAAAGGCAGUAAAUGCAGAACUUAUGUCGAUGAAUGAGAUUUCUCUCGAUAUUAUUCUACGUGGUAAAGAUUUUGUGAAUAUAAUUAUACAGAAUCAUAUUGAAUCUAUAAUAUGUUCAUCAAAUUAUGUAGAGAAAGGGAAAAUAAAAAUUCAAGGUGUCGUUAUUAAAUAUUAUAUCUAUAGACUGACACAGGAGGGUGCUGCGACAGAAACAAUUAAAUAUGACUCUGAUGAAUUGUCAGUUGCAUCUCAUUGGGUGUUACCUGCUCAGGAAUUUCACUAUAUGUGGGAGAAUCUGUAUUAUGAUUGUGAUAUAAAGAAUAAUUUAUUGCGUUUUGUGGAGACAACAAUGUUGUUUUCCGAUCUUGCAGUUAAUUCUAACAUUAUAAGUUGGAAUAAAGUGGUAUUGUUGCACGGUCCUCCAGGUACAGGCAAAACCAGUAUGUGCAAAGCUCUAGCUCAAAAAGCUGUAAUUCGUAUGGCAGAUCGCUUCACUCAUGGAGAAUUAAUAGAGAUUAAUAGUCACAGCCUAUUUUCAAAAUGGUUUUCCGAAAGUGGGAAACUUGUUAUGAAGCUCUUUGAUGAAAUAAAAAAUUUGGUGCAAGACGAGAAAUCACUGAUAUGCAUUUUAAUUGAUGAGGUAGAAUCAUUAGCGCACGCACGUAAAUCGUGCAGCAACGGAACUGAACCAUCUGAUUCUAUACGUGUUGUAAACGCGCUGCUCACGCAAUUGGAUCAAAUCAAGCAGUAUUCGAAUGUUUUAAUCUUAACGACGAGCAACAUGACGGAAGCCAUAGAUAUUGCGUUUGUCGAUCGAGCUGACAUCAAGCAACAUCUUGGAUAUCCAUCCGAAGUAGCUAUAUAUAAUAUUUAUCAUUCAUGCCUGAAGGAAUUAAUGAGAACUGGAAUUUUAGAGUCUGAAGAGAUAUGCGAUAUUUCGCAGUUAAAGCUAUUCGGAUACACGGAGGAUUCAAAUACCAAAAACAGUUUGAAAUUGUUGGAACUUAGUCGUGGUAGCGAAGGAUUGACCGGUCGCACUUUAAGGAAGAUACCAUUUUUGACGCAUGCUCUUCAUUUAUGCGCAGACAAAACUACACUGUCCAAAUUUCUGAAGGCCAUGUACUCGGCUAUUUUGAAAGUUCAACAGGAAAACGAAUUGCAGCCAUAAAUAUAGAAAGAGAAAGACCGAUUGUUUACGUACAGCGAAUGUCCAGUCGCGACUCCACAGUGGCCGGGGUUAAACUCGCCGGAUGCACGGUCACACAUCGGAUCGGCAGACCGUGAUUCUCCCUCUGACCACGCACCCGUAGACGACUAUGAGCAGCCCAGGUCUUCCGAUUAUCCACCUCCGUUGCGUUGUUCUGCUCCCCCAAAGGUUCCACCUCCUUGUUCCCUAUGAACCUGCCCGACAAAUUUGCCGACGUUACAAGUAUGUAAGAGAAACCUUAACACCUCAUUUAAUUUUUAAACAGGCUCGAUGAACGGAUUUAUAAUCCACGAAUUAGUUAUGGACGGUUGAAAAUUAAGGGUUCGCGCGACAAAAAUAAUGAACCCCUUUUGUUGAAAAAAAAAACCGAUUCAAAUUAUUUAAGGGGUUAUACCUAUCCACGAGAAAAAACAUGUAUUUUUAGGAUUUUGGUUUUGAAA
Messenger RNA from Nylanderia fulva, 1914 nucleotides. NCBI's taxonomy places the organism in Eukaryota, Metazoa, Arthropoda, Insecta, Hymenoptera, Formicidae. The record is from RefSeq and is a predicted model, not a curated record.